AAUAUGAAAUUGAGAAGCGCAAUGUAUGGCGUGCACGAUGGUACAUGUGCAGCGCUGACUUUGUAGCCAAUUGAUUUGCAAUUUCACCACCUAUCGCCACCGCCAACUCCUCCCUCUUCACCACCACCAACUCUCCACCUAUUGGGUGAUGGCUGCUUAUGGAGCUGCCGUUUCUCUCAAGAACACCAUUCAGAGUCUUCUUGAAUCGUCUCGCAUCUCGCUGGUUCCUCCCUCUCCUGAGAUCUUACGAUCUGCCUAUGAUGCCAUCUGUUGCUUGCAGAAAGUCCUGCUGAAAUUGGAGGACACUGGGUACAGCAUGAUCAGGACGAAGGUGAACGCUUUGGAUGAACGAAUCAAAGAGGUCAUAUGGGAAUUUGAAGAUUUACUCGAAUCCCAUUACGCUGAUCAGAUUCUUCCACAGCUUGAAAGCAAGAGAGAUCGCUUGCCUUUCUCUGUAGAUCUGCAGAGUCUGCAGCAGAGUGUUGAUCGCUUCAUCGAGAGGAUGGCGGUGAUGGAGGCGGAGUACGAUAUGGAGCUGCUGAAUAUGCCAGAAGAAGAAGGUGAACCUCUUUCCUCGAGAAUUGAUAUUGGAGGAAUCAACUCAGAGAUGGUUGGAUUGUCCGAGCUAUUUGAACAAGUGAGGGAUUUUCUUCUUCUAGGAGGAGAAGGUGAAGGUGAAAAUGAAGAUGCUGAAGGGAAUUGUUUAUUAUUGACUGGGAUGGCAGGAGUUGGAAAGACUACUCUUGUUAAGAAAGUAUUUGACGAUCCAUCAAUUCAGACACAUUUUGAGCUUCGAGCAUGGGUCAAAGUGGGCCGAAAAUGUGAAUCCGCUGAAACAUUAAGAUGCAUUCUAGCUCAAGUGGAUCCCAACAAUCGCGACCAAAUGCUUACCCAAAGAGACAAUGAUGAUAUCGAGAAAUUAGUUGGACUCUUGGAAGAGAAAUUGAAGGAUAAGAUAUGUCUCGUUGUGUUGGAUGAUGUAUGGCAAUGGGACACACAACUCAUGAGUACCUUGCAAGAAAAGAAUGUCCAAAUUUUGGUUACAAGCAGGCUGAGAAUUGAAGAUUCUCCAUGUAUUGGUGCGGUACGUUUAUUGGAUGAAGAAGAAAGUAAGAGAUUACUUGGUGAGAAGGUGUUCGGUGAAAAAGGUUUCCCACCUUACCUUGAGGAAUUGGGAGAAAAGAUUGCAGAAAAAUGUGAAGGUCUUCCACUUGUGAUAGUUACAGUUGCAGAUCUCCUAAGAAAAGCCAACGAGGGUACCGGAGAAGAGCUUAACAAGAGUACCCAAGAAUAUUGGACCGAGGUAGCUGAAACACAACAAAGUUCAGUCUUUCUGGAUGCAUAUAAUCUAAUAUCAAAGGUAUUUUUCCCAAGCUAUGACUACUUACCCCAAAAUUUGAAAAUGUUUUUUCUCUAUUUGGGAGCUUUCCCCCCAUAUACGAAUAUUAAUCCACGCGAUCUCAUUUGGUAUGCAAGUGCUGAGGGGUUUUGUGAACAAAUUGGAAAACAAAAGUUGGGUGAGGUUAUGGAAUACUUUAUGUUCGGUAUCUUGAGAGAGCUUGCUGAUAAUUAUCAUCUUCUUCUAUAUGAUUUUGAUCCAAUGUCUUGGUUUUCAAAUAAAGAUUGUCGUGUGCAUUCUUGCUGGCAGCACUUGUGUAAGAAAGAAGCUAGUAGAAUCAAGUUUUUGCAUGUCUUACAAAGUUGUGAGGAAGAUAUGAAAGGACAACGUCGGUUGUGUGCCCAUUCCAACACUUUAUUUGCCAUUAAAGAAGUGUAUGAUUCAAUAAAAAGUGAUUGUUCUUCCACAGUCCGUUCUCUCCUUUGUCAUGGUCCAGCCCACCCUUAUCCAGUUCCAAUACAUGCCAUGGAUUUCAAAUUGCUCAGGGUAUUGAAUGCUCGUAAGGUCCGAAUUUACGAUAUCCCACCUGAAAUUCUAAAACUAGUUUGUCUAAAAUAUCUUGCCCUGACUUGCAACAAAGAGCCCCCUGGUUCAAUUUCCACCCUUUUGCACCUUCAAUUCUUGAUUAUCCGUCGACAUGUGGCCAUCAUAAAGCGUGGAGCUCUGCCAUAUAUGCCAAUGGAAAUAUGGGACAUGCAAAACCUACAAUUUCUUGAGGUCGGGGAAAGAGACCUGCCAACCCCUGAUUCUAACUCUAAUGCUAUUUUGGACAAAGUCUCUUUUCUUAUAGGCGUGACUACAAAGAGUUGCACUACAGAGUUUCUUAAAAGAAUCCCGAAUCUAAGGCAUUUAUCCACGAUUAUGAUACAGAAGCCUUAUGAUGAAGACGAUGAUAGCAAUUCAUUGAGUGGCUUGGCUAAUAUCUCAGAGGAACUCCAGAAUUUGAGUGUUCUUCAAAUUGAUGUAUUGAACCCUGAUAUGAAGUGGGAGGCUAUGGUUCCUCUUUCAAUGUUCCCAUCAAGUUUAUUAACAUUGACUUUGACUGGUUUAGGGUAUCCUUGGCAGUACAUGAACGAGAUUGGUUCGAUGCUACCAAAUCUUAGUAUCCUCGUAAUACAAGAGUAUGCCUUUCGAGGCCCAAAGUGGGAUCUAGAGUCGAGUUGUUUCUUGAAACUUGUAAUUGAAGACACUGAUUUGGUGGAAUUGAGAGCUCAAAAGGGACGCCGCCCUUGGAUUAAGCUCCUAAGCCUACGAUAUUGCUACAAAUUAAAACAUCUCGAUUGGUUGAGUAGUUACUCAAGGGAAACACCUGUAAUUGAAAUAGUGGAUUGCAAUCCCUUAGUUUACGAAUCUGCCGCGAAAUUACCAGAAUCUGAUUUUGAAUUUCAAUUCUACCGUUUUUAUGAGUGAUGCGAAGUCGCAGCUGGAGUUUCAACUUGGUUAACAGGUAAAUGAGAGAACAAAAUGGGUCAGAUGUCGCAUUAUCCCAUCUUUUCAAGUGUGCUUCCAUGUUGUUUCCUGAAUUCAAGGAUUGUGAUUUGUUGUAUUUUGUAGAGAAUUAUGAAACCUGAAUGUUGAACUAUGUUUGUAACCAAAACUAUUGUCAGCUUGAAUUUCUGUUAAAACAUUGCUGGCUUUUUCCCAUAUUCAAUACUCUCUCUGCUUUAUGCAUGAUUUUCAA
Molecule: messenger RNA, 3080 nt
Organism: Salvia splendens (bonfire salvia)
Lineage: Eukaryota; Viridiplantae; Streptophyta; Magnoliopsida; Lamiales; Lamiaceae
Product: putative late blight resistance protein homolog R1A-4
Exons: 2
Coding region: 149-2809 (886 amino acids)
Biological process (GO): defense response to other organism
Molecular function (GO): ADP binding
Source: RefSeq, a predicted model, not a curated record